Messenger RNA from Bursaphelenchus okinawaensis, 975 nucleotides. The record is from the annotation of a GenBank genome assembly. NCBI's taxonomy places the organism in Eukaryota, Metazoa, Nematoda, Chromadorea, Rhabditida, Aphelenchoididae.
AUGAAAAAGGAUUCUCUAGAGCCAGAAGAUUUCGAGGACAAUCUACAGUUGCAUUCAAAAUGCGGUGUUCAUGUUCAGCUACUGUAUUUUAUCGCUUCUAUCGUAUGUGUGGUAUUCGAUCUAUUGGCAGUAGUGUUGUUGUUGGUGUUGUUCAUGUAUCCGGAGUUUCAUAGGAAGUCGGUGGUUUACAGUCAGUUGUUGCAAGUAAGUCGAGUAUUGAAUGAUGGAGUGAUUUGUAGUAUUACGAUAGGACGAGGCCGUAUUCCUAUCAUCUUGUGUACAAUGGAGUGUUGUUCUUCUGGGUUUUUCUGUUCUUUGCUCACAUUCUUUGCAUUGGCGUUGGGCUGUUUGGAGUCAAAGUGAGUUGGUUAAGGUUUUGCUGUUCAAAGAUUAUUCAAUUUUUAGCAUUUUGAAGGUAGAAAAUGUUGUUAUUGGCAUACUGAUUGUGAGUGUAAAAAGUUGCUUUUAACGCGUAUCUUUAUAUAAAAAAAACUUUUUUAUCACUUAUCAUUAGGUAAGAAACUUGUUUUUUGUUUUUUUUAAACUUUUCUUACAGUUGAGAAGGCCGUACUUGAUGUUACCUCAAAUAAGUCUUCUGGUUGUCAGAUUGGGAAUAUUUAUCGUUUUGUUCUUUGGCCUUAUCACUAUUAAUUUCGUGGGAUCAGAGGUUGUGAUAUUGGCUACAAUGCUGAUAUGUCUGUUUGGAAUCGUAUCAGGGUAAAUAAUAUACUUGAAAAUAGAAAGAUGUUAUCUACAAUUAUAAAAAACAAUUCCCAAACUAAAAAAGAAGCACUUUUGCCAUUUACUGUAACUACGACUGUACUAAAUUUUGACUACAGACUCGUACUGUUUAGACUGUACUUGAUGGCAUCUGUGUUCUGUUUCCGCUAUGUCCGAGAGAAGCAUCUGAUGAUUCAAAAAAUAUUAGCCAGUGCGAAAUCGGUUCACUUCAAAGAUAAAAAGCGAAAGAAAUAA